AUGUCGCCGCCGGAGGAAGAGGGCCGGCACGCGGAGGCCUCGCUGACAGUCCGCGUGGAGGCGGGGGCGGUGCGCGGCCGCGUCGCGGAGGCGGAGGGGGCGGCGGGCUGCCACCGGCGCUACCGCUACCGCAGCUUCCAGGGCAUCCCGUACGCACGGCCGCCAGUCGGCCAACUGCGGUUCAAGCCCCCGGAAGCAGUGGCGCCGUGGGUGGGCGUGCGCGACGCCAUCUGCGAGGGGGCGGAGUGCGCGCAGCUGGACUUCUGGGAGCGUCACUACAAGGGGGACGAGGACUGCCUCUACCUCAACGUCUACACGCCGCUGGUGGAACCCGCCCCCAGCCCUGGUGGCUGGCCUGUUAUGGUGUGGGUGCAUGGGGGCGGCUUCGCCCACAGCUCGGGCACAACGCGCGAGUAUGGACCAGACUACCUGGUGGCACACCAGGUCAUCCUCGUCACCUUCAACUACCGUCUGGGACCGCUCGGCUUCCUGACGACGGGCGACGCAGCGUGUCCCGGCAACAUGGGCCUGCGCGACGUGCUGGCGGCGCUGCAAUGGGUGCGUCGCAACAUCGCCGCCUUCGGGGGCGACGCCGACAACGUGACCAUUUUCGGCGAGAGCGCCGGCUCCAUCAUCUGCCACGGGCUGCUGCUCUCACCCGCCGCCGAUGGCCUGUUCCACAAGGUGAUCUGCCAGAGCGGCGUGACGUUCGCGGCAGCGCUCAACAGCCCGGUGGCGGACCGCUCGUGGCGGCUGGCGCGCCACAUGGGCCUGCCGGCGGGGGCGUCCUCCCGCGAGAUGCUGGACUUCCUGCGAGGCCAGCCCGCCAGGGCACUGGUCGAGAACCAGAUGGCCGCGCGCUCCCAGCAGGACGUGGACAUGCUGGAGCAGUUCCCGUUCGUGCCGGUGCUGGAGGCGGCUGGCAGCCCGGGCGCGCUCAUCACCCGGGAGCCGGCGGACCUGCUGCGCAGCGGCGCCUUCCGCCAGCGGCCGCUCAUCAUCGGCUUCACCUCCAGGGAGGGCCUGCUCUUCUUCAAGGACAUUCUCCAAAACAAGUCAGCGAUACCAGAUCUGGACAAAAACUUCCACAAGAUCAUCCCAUCCAACGUGCCCAUGAAGGACCCUCUCCGUGUCUUCGUGGGGAAGAAGAUAAAGAAGUUCUACUUCGGCAGCCAGCCGUUUGACGAGUCCAGCAUCGGAACGUACUGUGACGUGCGGGGCGACAUGCUGUUCUUCUACCCGUCGGUGCUGGCGGGCCGCCUCCACGCCCGCCUCCGUGACGCCGCCCCACUCUACCUGUACCACUUCGCCGUCGACGGCCGCCUCAACAUGUUCAAGAAACGCUUCGGCGCUGACGCCUACACAGGUGCGAGCCACGGGGACGACGUGCUGCACCUGUUCACGGCCGACUGCUGCCGCGAAGUCCAGCUGGAGCCAGACUGCCUGGAGGCCAGAACCGUCGCCCGCAUGACGCGCAUGUGGACCAACUUCGCCAAGACGGGGAACCCGACGCCGGACGCCGGCGACCCCGUGCUGGGGGGCGUGGCGUGGCCGUCCAGCGGCGGCGGCCGGCUGCGCUACCUGGACAUCGGCGGGGGCGGGCUGCGCGUGCUGUCCGAGCUGCCCCCCGCCUACCAGCGGCGCGUCGCCUUCUGGGACGGCCUGGCCGCCAGCCCCGCCGUGCUCAAGGUCGUCGAGUUCGUCGUCUGCUGCCGCGCCGCGCUGGCGCGACUCCUGCGCGGCAACUGACAACUCACACCUGCCAGCUGAAAAGUGCGUCGGGAAUGACGCGAGUUAACUAGGGCAAAGCUCCUGCCAACGUGCUCCCAGAAAUCUCUUCUUUCCAGCUUAUAACACUCUCCUGCAUGGAAUGGACAUUGAAAGAGCUCCCUGUUACACCUGUCUCUUACUGUAUUUUUCGAAUUUAUCGCCUCUCUCACAAACAGUUCAUCUUUUGUACAGUGGUAACGAGUGUGUUCUGCGUCACGUAACUUACACAACUCACAAAAGAAGACGUGCUUCUGUCACAGGCAAGAGUUGCAUAAACCGACAACAGACAAAAGUAUGAUGUUGUUUCAAUAAGUGGUCACAAAUGUUGCCAACUCGUAUUUCACUUACAAUCUCUGCUGGUGUGAUGUCUGGAAUGCUUUAUCGGUAUGUAACUACGCUGCCAUACUAUAGAUGUGAAAACUUUGUACCCCCUUGUAGUGUAACGACGUAAGUUUUGUAUAAAUGAUUUUGACAUAUGACCAUGUGCAGACUUCGUCACCUACGUCAGUUACAAAACACUUAAAAAUUAUUUAAAUUCUUUUUAAAGUUGUCUCUGAAUGGUUCUUGAACGAAACUGUAAUUAAAACAUCAUCAUUUGUGUCGUAUGCGCAGAAUUACGUCACUCAGUCCAUUUGGUUUGCGCAAACCAUUUUCAAUUUAGAUGUCGUUUGUUUCUUCUCAGAAAUUAUAUUAAUGCAAGUUAUCUGCUUUAAUAAAUAUUAAAACCACACUGAAUAAACUUUUAAGACUCAAAAUCGCGAUGAACGUUGUCAAAAAUUAAUAAUCUUGUCAAAUAAAUCAGUAAUACUUCUUCCUUAAUAUAAUUCUUCAUAAAUAAAUUCUCGGAACACGUAUUUAAACUUUUGUAGUAUACACUAGUUUAUUAUCUUCAUAGAUACUACAUAUAGACGUGAACAUGAGCCUUGACAAGAUAGGACUGAACAUUUACAACACGAUUAAACUUUCUAUGACGUCAUUGUUGUAGAAACAUUACAAAUUCUUAUUUUUUCAGUUUUUAGAAGCACGACGCAACAACUCGGUUUCAGGAUCUUCUGUUGCUCUCUGGCUGUCGACCCGCGACGUAUAGUGGCCAGCAAUUUUCUCUCUGGUCGCGGCAGCGAAGAUGCUGUCUCCGUUCGUUGCGCCGCCUUCUCCGUACAUGAAACGUAAAAAUAAAUACAAAACUUUAGAUAAUUUACAAACAUUACAAAUAUUACAAAAUACAUAAACAAAACACUAAAUUAAACUUAUAUACACCUGCAAACUGGGCUGACACUGGUGGAUGGGUGACGCUUCAAUUUCGCGUCCCACUACACCAUGUCGUGCGACAGUUGUCUCAUCCGUGAAAAUACUGUCGUCUAAUGUGGCAAUUAUAAAUUUCUGGAUCCCUUUAUCUACUUCUCCUUUUACGUGAGGACUCCCAGUCCUUAAUAUUAACACGUACUCUCGAAGCACUCUCAGCAUUUCUUUUACAGUUCUACUGCCUUUUUCCUUUACAUAAUACGGCAAGCAGUGGCCGAACCUGAACCAAACGAAAGUUAGUAUUGUUUGGGAGACGUCACACUCAUGUAGUCCAUACAUCCUAUAAACUCAACAGCAACAGCCAUAACGUUUCCAACCGGCGCACACCGCUGCGCCUAUACCAGAGCACCUGAGCAAACCUACAUCUACAUACAUUCCAAAGCAAAACAAUUUCUGUGGACCCCAAGUCUUGGACCAUCAAAUAUGCCCGGACACUGAACCCUCCUGCCAGAUCCAACUCACGCCUUCUCGUUCUUUCCUUAAACAGGGUCCACCUCCCCUCAUUUGUUUUCUUUGCUUUCCCCUGCAUAACGAUGGACAAACUCCUUCCUUACAUCACUUCCCCAACUGUCAUGUACCCUGAUAUAAACCCUCCCACUUAAACUUGUUCUCCUUGUUAAGCGGCAUUUUGGAGCACUGCCAGUCCAGGACUGACAAUCAGGAACAAAAGAGGACGCUGAACAGUACAUUUAAAAGAUGAAAACAAUGUUCUGCAAUGGCUAAUUUCCCCUUUGGAAAUAUUGGCACAUUUCGUUACGAGGUGACAUGUGCACUAACCGUAACUACGACAAAAAAUUAAAAGGUCACUGCACUAGCGACUUGCCCUAAUCAAAGAAAACAAGGAAAGGAUGUGCGCUUAUGAGCCGGCUCAGUGCUCCACAUCAGUAUCCGUGAUGCUACCAACUCAAAAACGAAGGUCAGUCAGAAACUGAUACCUCCUUUCUUUAUUAUUAUCUUACAAGGAAAGCAAAU
This is a messenger RNA of Schistocerca cancellata (South American locust), 4044 nucleotides long. Its product is annotated as esterase E4-like. Gene Ontology annotation, molecular function: hydrolase activity. The coding region runs from base 1 to 1749 and encodes 582 amino acids. The record is from RefSeq and is a predicted model, not a curated record. Lineage: Eukaryota; Metazoa; Arthropoda; Insecta; Orthoptera; Acrididae. The transcript is spliced from 10 exons.